Gavia stellata (red-throated loon) is the source of this 1058-nucleotide messenger RNA. RefSeq names its product syntaxin 1A (gene STX1A). The record is from RefSeq and is a predicted model, not a curated record. Bases 1 to 867 code for a protein of 288 amino acids. Gene Ontology annotation, biological process: exocytosis; synaptic vesicle fusion to presynaptic active zone membrane; intracellular protein transport. Gene Ontology annotation, molecular function: SNAP receptor activity; SNARE binding. The transcript has 10 exons. Gene Ontology annotation, cellular component: synaptic vesicle; plasma membrane; presynaptic active zone membrane. NCBI's taxonomy places the organism in Eukaryota, Metazoa, Chordata, Aves, Gaviiformes, Gaviidae.
AUGAAGGACCGGACCGGGGAGCUGCGCGCCGCGAAGGACAGUGACGACGAUGAUGAAGUCACCGUCAGUGUGGACCGGGACCGCUUCAUGGACGAGUUCUUUGAGCAGGUGGAAGAAAUUCGAGGGUUCAUUGAUAAAAUUUCGGAGAACGUGGAGGAAGUGAAGAGGAAGCACAGCGCCAUUCUUGCUUCGCCCAACCCUGACGAGAAAACGAAGGAGGAGCUGGAAGAGCUGAUGUCUGACAUAAAGAAAACAGCGAACAAAGUGCGCUCCAAGCUAAAGAGUAUUGAGCAGAGUAUUGAACAAGAGGAAGGACUGAACAGGUCAUCUGCUGACCUGCGGAUAAGGAAAACUCAGCACUCGACGCUGUCUCGCAAGUUCGUGGAGGUGAUGUCCGAGUACAACGCCACGCAGACCGACUACCGGGAGCGCUGCAAGGGCAGGAUUCAGAGGCAGUUGGAGAUCACUGGCAGGACCACCACCAGCGAGGAGCUGGAGGACAUGCUGGAGAGUGGCAACCCGGCCAUCUUCUCCUCCGGGAUCAUUAUGGAUUCAAACAUCACCAAGCAGGCACUGAAUGAGAUUGAGACACGGCACAGCGAGAUCAUCAAACUGGAGAACAGCAUCCGAGAGCUGCAUGACAUGUUCAUGGACAUGGCCAUGCUGGUGGAGAGCCAGGGUGAGAUGAUCGACCGCAUCGAGUACAACGUGGAGCACUCAGUGGACUACGUGGAGCGGGCUGUGUCUGACACUAAAAAAGCAGUGAAGUACCAGAGCAAAGCCAGAAGGAAGAAGAUCAUGAUCAUAAUCUGCUGCGUGAUCCUGGGUAUCGUCAUUGCCUCCACCUUCGGCGGCAUUUUCGGCUAGUCUCACCCCACGGGACUGUUCGUGUGCGAUGGACGGAGCCGCGUGUGCCAUGGGGCCGCAGCCGUGCCGGAGCGAACCACGCAGCCCUGGAGCCUCCCAGCAGCAUUUCAGUUUCUAAUGCAUGGUUGUUUGUGACGCUGUGUGUGCAGUGCGUCUGUGUGGAGGGAGCGCCGGCCCGGGGCGUAGGCAGG